Molecule: messenger RNA, 653 nt
Organism: Saccostrea echinata
Lineage: Eukaryota; Metazoa; Mollusca; Bivalvia; Ostreida; Ostreidae
Product: NEDD8
Exons: 5
Coding region: 64-297 (77 amino acids)
Biological process (GO): protein neddylation; regulation of proteolysis; modification-dependent protein catabolic process
Cellular component (GO): cytoplasm; nucleus
Molecular function (GO): protein tag activity; ubiquitin protein ligase binding
Source: RefSeq, a predicted model, not a curated record
GCAGAACUGCUUAUGAAAAUUCGGCUUCGGCAUAUUUGCAAGAAAUAAAAGAAAUCAUUCAUAAUGUUGAUCAAAGUGAAGACAUUGACAGGAAAGGAGAUUGAAAUUGACAUCGAACCUACAGACAAAGUGGAGAGAAUCAAAGAGAGAGUGGAAGAAAAAGAGGGGAUUCCCCCACCACAACAGAGAUUGAUUUUCAGCGGUAAACAAAUGAAUGAUGAAAAAACUGCACAAGACUACAAAGUGACAGGAGGUUCAGUCCUACAUUUAGUGCUGGCUUUAAGAGGAGGACAAUGAUAAUCAGAUUAAAAAAAUCAUUUAAAAAAAAAAAAGAACAAAAAUCUUACCUUUGAUUACUCAUUUGACAAUUAAACAUAAGCUUAUAUUCAAAAUAGACAUGACAAAUUUCAGAUAAAAAUAAACUUCUGGGGAUAGUUUUAGGCCUGUCAAAACUUAUUUUCAAGACAAAACAAAGGAAGAUGAACUUUAACUGGGAAUUAAGAUGGUUUUUUGCUUUACUAUACAUGUAUUUGCUAAUGCCUGUGUAAGAUAUAUUGCGACAACUACACUUGAAUAUAGAUGAAAAGUGUGUGAAAGAGAUGAGUGCAUGUAGCUAAAUGAUAUGUGUUAUGUUGAAUAAACUUUUUCUCUUA